UGUUUUGAUUAUUUCUGUGUAAUUUAAAUGUGAAAAUGGCCUCGGAUAAGAUAAAAGUAGCCGUUCGGGUUCGUCCUUUUAGUAGGCGAGAACUCGAACUUGGGACGCAAUGCGUGGUGGAAAUGGAGAACCAGCAGACAAUUCUACAGUACCCGCCAUCACCACACGAGAAAGAAAGAAAACAGCCAAAGACUUUUGCCUUCGAUCACUGCUUCUACUCCCUGGACCCUGCGUUGAACCACUUCGCUUCACAGAAGACUGUCUUCGAAUGCCUCGGCCGCGACAUCUUGGACAAUGCCUUUGACGGAUACAACGCUUGCAUAUUCGCUUACGGCCAGACAGGAUCAGGGAAGUCAUAUACAAUGAUGGGCUCACCAGGCCCUGACGAAGGCGGUAUCAUACCUCGACUCUGCGACGCUCUUUUCGACAGAAUCGCCAAACAGCAGAAUCCACCAGCUCUUACUUACAAGGUGGAAGUAUCCUAUAUGGAAAUCUACAACGAGCGAGUCCACGACCUUCUAGAUCCAGAAACUACGAGGCGAUCGCUGCGUGUACGCGAGCAUGCUGUAUUUGGACCCUACGUGGACGGGCUGUCGCAGCUUGCUGUUACUUCUUUUCAAGAUAUAGAUAAUCUCAUGACGGAAGGGAACAAAUCCAGAACAGUAGCCGCAACGAACAUGAAUAGCGAAUCUUCGCGAUCGCAUGCAGUAUUUAGCGUUGUGUUGACACAGACACUAUGUGACGCGGCGACUGGAGUGUCGGGGGAGAAAGUCGCGCGACUGUCGCUGGUUGAUUUGGCAGGGUCGGAGAGGGCAGUCAAGACUGGUGCGGUGGGUGACAGGUUAAAGGAAGGAUCCAAUAUUAACAAAUCAUUAACAACACUGGGUCUCGUGAUAUCGAAGCUAGCAGAUCAGUCGUCAGGCAAAGCGAACAAAGACAAGUUCGUACCCUACAGAGAUUCAGUACUCACGUGGCUCUUGAAAGACAACCUUGGUGGCAAUAGUAAGACUGUUAUGGUAGCAACUAUAUCCCCCGCUGCAGACAACUACGAAGAGACACUAUCAACUCUUCGAUACGCCGACAGAGCGAAGAGGAUCGUCAACCACGCUGUUGUCAACGAGGACCCGAACGCUCGCAUCAUCAGGGAGCUGAGACAGGAAGUGGAGGCGCUGAAGGAAAUGCUUAAAUAUGCUACGGGUUCACCGGUGGGUGACGACGUACACGAGAAGCUAGCGCAGAGCGAGCACUUGAUGAAGGAAAUGUCAAGAACUUGGGAAGAGAAACUCGUUGAAACAGGUCGAGUACAAAGCGAACGUCAACAAGCGUUGGAGAAGAUGGGCAUCAGCGUUCAGGCGAGCGGUAUCAAAGUGGAGAAGAACAAAUACUACCUGGUCAAUUUGAACGCUGAUCCUUCGCUGAACGAGCUCUUGGUUUACUAUCUGAAGGACCGAACACUUGUCGGCGCAGACAGAUCCGCUGACAUUCAACUGUCAGGUCUUGGUAUCCAGCCCCAACACUGCGACUUACUUGUAGAAGGAGUUGCCCUCUUUAUGGAACCUCUGAAUGGAGCCAGGUGUUUCGUCAAUGGCACUCCAGUUGUGUCUAGAGUGCGGCUCGGACAUGCCGACCGGAUUUUGUGGGGCAAUCAUCAUUUCUUCAGAGUGAAUUGUCCGAAGAAUCAGAAUCAGACAACAUCAGCGUCUGAGCCGCAGACUCCCGCGCAGCCGAUCGAUUACAACUUCGCGCGUGACGAAAUCAUGCUCAAUGAGUUGAGUAACGAUCCCAUACAAACAGCUAUAUACAGGCUUGAGAAACAACAUGAGGAGGAUAAACAAGUGGCCUUGGAAAAACAAAGACAGGAGUACGAAAGACAGUUCCAACAGCUCAGAAAUAUCCUGUCACCAUCUACACCAUAUCCGCCAUAUUCCUACGAUCCGCUCAAACUUGGUAAAAUGACGGCCUGUACACCAACGACAGCAGCACGCGUAGAACGCUGGGCAGCAGAACGUGACGACACCUUCAAACGGUCUCUUGGACGACUCAAGGCAGACAUUUUAAGAGCCAAUGCGCUGGUGCAGGAAGCAAACUUCCUCGCCGAAGAGAUGAGGCGAAAUACACGGUUUAGUGUUACGCUGCAGAUACCGCCGCAAAAUCUCAGUCCUAAUAGAAAGCGAGGUGCGUUCGUAUCAGAGCCAGCUAUAAUGGUAAAGCGGCCAGGCCGAGGUGGGCAAGUGUGGUCGAUGGAGAAGUUGGAUAACAAAUUGGUCGACAUGCGCGAAAUGUACGACGAAUGGCGCCAACAGCAGCAGCGCGAGGACAAAAUCGAGGAGCACCUAGACGAGAAAACUCUCGAUCCUUUCUACGAGUCACAAGAGAAUCACAACCUGAUCGGAGUGGCGAACGUGUUCCUCGAAGCUUUGUUCCAUGACGUGACGUUGGAUUAUCACACGCCAAUCAUCAGUCAGCAAGGAGAGGUCGCUGGGAGGUUACAGGUGGAACUAAGUCGUGUUUCGGGCCAAUUUCCCCAGGACAGGAUCUGUGAAGCAGCAUCAGACAGUUCUGGCGAUAUGCGCGAUGAUGACGACUGUGUCGAACAGGCUUCACAACAGGUCACAAUAAGUGUAGUAAUCAAACAAGCUACCGGUCUGCCUCCCUCUUUAUCCCACUUCGUCUUCUGUCAAUACAACCUCUGGGGCAGUGGCGAGCCAGUGGUGGUGCCUCCCCACGUGAGCGCGGACACCCCACCCCCCAUUGCGCCGACGUCCCCUCGCCGCCAACCGCAGGUCGCGUUCCGAUUUGACCAUAAACAAGAGUUCACUGUUCCGCUCACCGAGGAGUUCAUUGAACAUUGUGCCGAGGGAGCUCUAUCCAUUGAAGUGUGGGGUCAUAGGUCGGCCGGCUUCAGCCGCGGUCGCGGUAACUGGGAGGUGGAACAACAGCAGCUGGCCAAGGCUCGGUCGUUGGCAGACCGGUGGGCUGAACUCACGCGCAAGAUUGAACUCUGGGUGGAGAUUCACGAGCUGAACGAUCAGGGAGAAUACGCACCUGUUGAGGUGGUUCAACGCAAUGAUAUGUUAACCGGUGGCGUGUACCAGUUGCGGCAAGGGCAGCAGCGGCGCGUGGCUGUACGCGUCAGGCCGGCUCAAAACUCGGGGACGCUGCCGAUCAUCUGCCAGCGUAUUCUCAGCGUUGAAGUGGGAUCAGUCAGUGUCAGAUCACGAUUGCAAAAGCCUUUGGAUUCAUACCAAGAAGAAGAUUUAGCCGUAUUACGGGAGAGAUGGAGUGACGCGUUGGCCAAGAGACGCCAACAUUUACAUGCACAAUUACAGAAAUUGGUAAACAUGUCACCAUCAAUGAAGAGUGAACGCGACAUGGAGCGGGAACAAUCACUAGUAGAACAAUGGGUAUCACUCACUGAGGAACGCAACGCUGUACUCGUACCGAGUCCGGGAAGUCCUAUCCCUGGAGCGCCCGCAGCGUGGAACCCGCCACCGGGCAUGGAGCAGCACAUUCCUGUCUUGUUCUUAGACCUUAAUGCGGACGACCUAACAACGCAUCCUUCAGGCGAGGAAGUAACCGAAGCAGGUCUUAACUCCAUCCUGCCUAAGGAACACGGCAAUAAGUUCUACGAGCUGCAGAUCCUGCACCAUCACGACAAAGAUGUUUCGGCUAUUGCGUCUUGGGACUCAUCUAUACAUGACUCGCAGUACCUUAAUCGUGCCACUGAAGCCAAUGAACGCGUGUACCUGAUUCUAAAGACAACAGUGAGAUUAUCGCACCCAGCACCCAUGGAUCUCAUUCUUAGGAAACGACUGGGGUUAAAUAUUUACAAACGACAGAGCUUCACUGACAGGAUACGGAAGAAAAUCGUUAGCUACGGACAUCCAUCGUGGGGCUAUGACUGGACCGACCAGUUAACACAGACAGGUGUGACUUACGAAGUGGUGUCGAACAUUCCGAAGGCAUCAGAGGAGCUCGAAGAGAGGGAGAGUUUGGCACAAAUCGCCGCGACUGGCGAAGAAGCUAGCGCUGCAGACGGAGAAACUUAUAUCGAGAAAUACACCCGUGGCGUAAGCGCAGUCGAAAGCAUACUGACUCUCGAUCGGUUACGGCAAAGCGUUGCAGUCAAAGAGCUGGAGCAGGCGCACGGUCAACCAAUCACAGCUCAUAUGCGCAAGACCGCCUCUGUGCCUAACUUCAGUCAGCUCUCCCAGGCCCUCGAGAUCGCCGCCAAGAACGGAACCAACCUAAUGCGUCUGGACUCAUCGUUCGAGUCUCUCGCGGGGUUAGCAGCCGUGCGCUCAGGCAGCGUGGCGGACUUGGUAGACGAGACGCCCCGCCGCUCGGUGCAUCGACACUCGUACGCUGCGCCCGCGCAUAACGAUCCCGACAUGCCUACACCGACCAAGCCAUUUGGAUUAGGCUCAUUUUUAUCAGCGCGGCCGACGUUCCUUAACUUGAAUCUGAAUCUCAACUCGCUACGACUGCAAACUCCGAGCAAGUCAUCGCCAGCGAGUGGCAAGCUCGGUCUUCGCAUGACGACGCUCCACGAGGAGCCGGGACGGCGUAACGAUGAUGAUUCACAUUCGGAGCCUGAGUCUACUGCUGCUGAUGAGAUGACGACGCCGCAGUCACAUCAGCGUACCCGAACACGUGUGACGUCUCGAGGCUUCAUCCCGGCCUCGAAGACGCUGGACUCUUUGCACGAGCUUGCGUGUGAACGCGUUCCGAACAAGAACUCGCCUUCCAUAUCUUCGAGUGGCUAUGGUUCUCAAGCAGUAUCAUCAACCAAUCUGACAAAUGAUGACACAUUAUCAAUCAGAAGCAUGUCAGUUGACGACACACCGGACUUUGACAAGACAAUGGACUACACGCACCUCAGCCGGUCUAAGAAUUUAGUGGGACUCCGGAAUGAGAUCACCGAACUCAAGAAUGAUAUAACUGAAUUAAAAAAUGAGAUUAACGAAUCAAAGAAUGAGCUGGAAGAAACAUCGUUUGAUAAAACAAAGACACCAGUUUUAACACCCGGGUCGAAAAGGAUAAAUCCAUUCUUAAGAGACUGUGAAAUGGCAACAGAGGCAGUAAAAGAACAGAUAUUAGAUCCUCUUGGAGCAAUCCCGGUUGAAAGUACUGUCCUCUCUAGUCAGAAUAAAACCAUUGAAGUUGUUCAAAUUAAUGGAGAAGGGCAUGAUAAUUCCUUCCCCGAUGCAGAUGUAGAAUCAGUAAGCUCAGAACAAUCCAGUCACGACGCAGAGAGAAGCCGCGAUGCGUCAUCGAUCGGCGAGAGUGACUCGGCCUCUCCCGGACCCGACCACACGGUUGUCAAAACGCAAUUGCCUGCUGGCAAAGUGGUCCGAAGACGAGCUGGCGGUGGUGCGUCAGCCCGAGCAGCUGCGCGGGCGUCAUUUCCCUCUGGCCGGUCGCGCGCCAAUCUCGACUCUGGGCACAACACUAGCACUCGCGCGCUGCACAACUCGCCUGGUUCUUCUACCGAGCGGAUCGUUGACGAUGAUUCAGGCGACAACGCGCGCGUGAUUGUCGUUCCCGACUGGAUGACGGUAGGCGAGAGUGUACAACAACGGUUAACGAACAGUACUGGCGUUGUUGCCUACAUUGGACCUACACACUUCGCAGGGGGACCCUGGGUCGGAGUAGAACUUGACGCGCCUACUGGCAAAAACGACGGGUCGGUAGGUGGCAAGCGGUACUUUGAGUGCAGGCCACGACACGGGAUCUUCGUGCGACCUGACAAGUUAAUACAGGAUCGGCGCGGGCGCAGCGCAAGGGCCUUCCGUGAAAACGAGCUCAAGCGAGCUACUAGCAAGGGUGAAGGCCUACACAACUUACACAGAUCAAGGAGUCGCGGUGAAAGCAUAAAUGCAGUCGGAAAAACUAGGAGCAAAUAAAUCUUUAACGUUUCAAAACCGCAACGCGUACGUAACUCCCUUUACUGUACAUGACCCGUCAACAGGAUUAACUGUUCCCGCAGAUGCGUAUAUAGCCAGCUGUGUAUCGGACCGAAUUUAAUAUAAACGUCCACAAUCCUUGAAUACUUUUAUCAAAAACGUCAAACCAACAAAACAGUCAACAUUUACAAACACACUUAUGACUGGAGAAAAAAAAGCCGAAUUGAGAGUGCAUAAAAAUUACUUUCGGUAAGAGACAAAAGAAACUAUAUCGAAACUUAACGAUAUGAUCUUCCAAGGUCCGCAGAAAGACUAUUGUUUUUAUAAUUCAACACCUUUUAAUGUAUCUGAGUUAUGAUUGGAUCGUGCGCUGAUGCAUAUGUUUAGUAUCGCAAGUUUCGAUAUGAUGAAAAAAUAACAUCUUUAAAACAAUUUGACUUGUUGUUGGUUUGACGUUAUAAUUUCAAGUUUUUGUUGCACUCUUGUAACGCUGAUGGUGCUUUGUAUGUAUCGUAGAUGUUAUUUCAUUUAUGUAUCAUUACCGUUCAUUAUCAUUACCACGACGGUAAAGCAAUAACGUUUUACUUCAUUUGUUAUCGCGCAUUUUGUUAAAAG
Hyposmocoma kahamanoa is the source of this 6521-nucleotide messenger RNA. RefSeq names its product kinesin-like protein KIF13B (gene Khc-73). The record is from RefSeq and is a predicted model, not a curated record. Gene Ontology annotation, molecular function: microtubule binding; ATP hydrolysis activity; ATP binding. The transcript has 40 exons. NCBI's taxonomy places the organism in Eukaryota, Metazoa, Arthropoda, Insecta, Lepidoptera, Cosmopterigidae. Gene Ontology annotation, cellular component: microtubule; kinesin complex. Gene Ontology annotation, biological process: microtubule-based movement; cytoskeleton-dependent intracellular transport. Bases 36 to 5906 code for a protein of 1956 amino acids.